AAUACAAGAAACCACUAAUGACCUGCAACAGACAAUGAUGCUAAAAUACUGAACUCCAGCUGUUUGCAAUGUGAAGAGAAGCAGUCAGCGCUGGAGCGGUGCGUCCUACUCCAAACAGCAAUGUAAGAGGGCGGAGGAAAGGCUGGCUCUCAUGCAGAGGGAGGGACUGUCCAGAGAGCAUGGAGCUUCAUUUACUCUGCUAAACACACACAUACACACACACAUAUGCUCUGCAAAGCUGUUCCCAGGCUGGGAGAAAAAGAGGAGCAGAGGAGAGGAGAGGACAGCAAGCUCGUUGACCUAUUUUUAUGGUUUUCCCUCUGUGCCCUAUUUCUCUCAUCCUGCUGAUCUCAUUGUUAUCCCAGGUGGUGACAGUCGGGGUUAAAAACAAGAAAUACUAAGAGAGACCAAAGAGGGACACAUUCAUCAAAUCCUGGAGAGCAGGGAGGUUUCAGAUCCUGUGACUUAUUCCAACGGAAAGCACACUGAUCCGGGUGGAGGUACUGAGCCUUAGCUUCCAGGACCCAUCUCAGGAUGUCCCGGAGGAGGUCUACAGGUGACCUGGUACCCAGGGACAUCACUGAGAUCUUAGCCAAGGAGGCGAGGGCUCACCGCGGGCAGAGGAAUCCAGGAAGCUCCCUGGGACAGGCAUUUAACUGGUUAAGGAGGAGUCGUAGGAAGAAGAGCAUUGUCAACGGAGUGAACCGUACUCUUGGUGGUGUGGCAGAUGCCAAGCUGGGACUCCAGAACCAUGAUGCUGCGAAAGCUGGCCCAAAGGGGAAUGAAGACCAUAAGAGGUUGGCAGUCCACUACACGGCCUCACAGCACUACCAGGAGAAUGUUUUCAUUGAGGGAAGCAGGCCUCAGUACCUGGAAGAUCUGCACACUGAAGCUCAGGAGGGACUCAAGAUACAACAGCAGGAAGAGCACAAGAACGGAGUCAACCUUCCUGAUGAUGAAACUAUUGAUUCCACAGACACUCUCCAUCCGGAGCAGGAUAUCAGCUCCAAGGACAGAGGCAGCUCUCCGAAGUCGAGGUCCACCAUCGGGAAUACUGAUACCACACUCUUGGUCGGUGACCGUCCUGUACUUACCCGCCAAGGUUCUACAUUCAAGCCUCUGAAUCCAGUGAAAAGAUUAGAUCGGAGCAGGAAGAGGGGCAGGAGAACCACCAUCAUGGGUAUUCCCAACCAGGUCCAGAAAGAGCUCGCUCUGCACAGAAGUUCCACGUGUCAGCCGCUUGUUUCUGCUCAGCUAAAUGACCACAAAGAGCAUGGCGGUGACAGCCAAUCAGGUGUUGUUAUUAUCCCAACAGUAGAUGGAGGGACUCCAGUAGCCAAUAGGGAGGGAGCAAGGGUGCAUCUUUCAGAACUGGAGCAGGUGUUUAGAGAUGAAAAGCUGGUGAGGAAACACCUCCAGCUCCAGUCGGCAUACUAUGAAGAGCAGUCCAUCAGCUCCCAUCUUUGCCCCACAUCCAACUUGAGACCCAAAUCUCUUGCAGUCCCUGGUAUGACCACUUCCUUUUCAAUCUCUCCCUCAGUGUUUAACUUCCUGCAGGAGCCUCAGGGUCCUGUGAUGUCAAUCUCUCCUCAGGCCUCUUACCUGUCUACGAUUAUACCAAAUGCUGUCCUUCCAGCCUCGGUUGAAGUAAUCGAGAUCGACCGCAGCGCCAGCCGGACUCGUGGCAGCAGCAUUAGUCACAGCAGCACUGUUCGCACUGUAAGCAAAAGCAGCCUGACAUCUGGGGACUCAUCAAUCAGCCCUUUGUUGUCCAGAAGAUCAGAUGGCGACGGCUCCCAGACUAAAAGCGACCCCUCACUGGUGCCCUCGUCAGCCACAGGUUCAAACUGGAGCGAGUCUCAGUCCUCAAAGACAAUUAUUUCAAAUUCCUCACCUGCAUCAGCCAAGAGAGAAGAUCAUAAUGUGCAGGAUUGCCAGGCAGAGCAGCCUGGUGAGGAGCUAGACCAUAGCAGUCUCCACAGCUCAGCCAGUGUGAUCAGCAGUAAAGGGGAGAAUCCUCCAGAAGCAAAGUUCGAGUGCAGUGCAACAGAAUCGACAGCUGCUGACGAACAAGCAAAAAUCAAACACAACUGCACCCGAAAUCUUUCCAUUGUGAAGACCAAGCAGCCUCCUCCACCUCCACGAAGAACAAACUCUCUACAUGGUAAUAAAAUUAGAGGUGACUUCAGGGUUGUGGUUGAUAUUAAAGAUAAUUGUGACUCUGCUUCGGAGGAAGGGAAAACUUCCACAGAAAACAUUGUAGCAGAGGAUGGGACAAAGCUGGUUGCUACAAAUACAAGUUUGAUCCUAACACCUGCAUCAAACUCCAGCUCCUCAGGCUCACCGGCCUCUUCUAACCCGGCUGAUGGGGCAACAGAGCCACCACCAGAAUCCCAAACCUCCUCCCCACAGAAAACUCUCCCUGAAGGGGGGAAAUUUGAAAGGACAAUGUCCCCUUCCAGUGGCUACUCAAGUCAGAGUGGCACUCCAACGCUUUCCCCAAAAGAGAUCUCCCCGACCUCCCCAGACAAACCGAAGAAGAAACCAGUCAAACCAGAAAGAUCAGUUUCUAGGGCCUCAUCCUCAGCAGCCUCUCCUUCUUCCUCACUCACCUCUUUAUCAUCAGGUACAUCUGAGCUCGCCAAUCCAGACGCUUCCACAAGCAACCCAACUCUGUCUCCGCAGGGUUCUUCAGCAGCUACAAAAGAACUCAUGCUGAACAGCAAUCCUUCAAGUAUUAGCACGGAAGUCAGGGAGUUCUUGAACAUCCCACCACCUCCUAAAAUCAAAGCUCCAUGCCCUCCACCUCCAGAGACAUGGGCUCACAACAAGCGAACAGUUGAGCUUCUUUGUGGACCAUGUCCUAAUAUUUGCAAAGUCACCCAGAAACCAGCACAGAUUCAGAAUAUUACUGAUAAUCAGACAGAAACCCAAACAGAGAAGCAAAUUAUAGCUGAAAACCUGACAGAUACUGAGAUAUCGGUCUCAGAAAUAUCAGAAAGUGAAGCAAAGUCCGAAGCAUUAUCAGCUCAAGGUGGUGACCCAGAGCAGGAGGUUAGGCAAGAAGCCCAAGGCAAGGACAAGGCUAACGUAGAUGCUGAGAGAGAACAGAGUGGUACAUUUGUGGAAAGCCAAGAAAAUCAAAAGAAAUAUCCACCACCGGUCAUGAAGAAACCCACAACAUUGCUUCACAGAAGGGAAACAGAGCAGCCGAUCGAGACACAACAAAGGAAAAUAAGCAUCAGCACCCCAACAGAGCUUCAUCUACCUGCUGAGGACAGUCCAUCACAGAACGCUCUAAUAAUUGUCAUCGAUAAGGCCGAGAAUGAGAUGGAAAGAGAUGAAGUCCCAUCCAUACAGACGCUUUCUAUAGAUGUCCCCAAGAUUAGUAAGAUCUCCCCGCCUCCUACCCCUCCACCAGCUUACCAACCUACCCCUCCUCUGUUGAGGAAAACAUCUUCCUCCCCAGUAUCUACACCACCAAAUGAAUUCCAAAGGGUUCAGGAGGAGUUCCAUGUUGUGGAGACUUGCUGGCCACCUCCUCCGCCUCCUUUGGUAGGGGAGUCUGUCUUUGAUGGAAGUGAUGAGGUGGAUUUUCCUCCACCUCCUCCAGUCUUUAUAACAGACAGUAUGACGGAUGAAAUGGACAGCUGUGUCACAGAUCUGAAGCUGACGGAGGGGCAGACUGAACAAAAUCAAGAUUUAACCGCAGCUAUUCCGCAAUCCGCUGUGUCCCACAUCAAACCAGUGGUUGAUGUUCUUGAUCUGAAAGCUGAUACUGCUGAUGAGGCUUCCUGCCAAUUUGUGCAGACGAUUUCAUCCGUUCCAGAAAGACUCUCACCUCUUCUGGUGGAAACAUCUUCUGUAUCUCCUGUUACGCGGGCAGAGAGCCCAGUUUCAGUCGCAGCUGUGGCUCCUCCCAGCAGUUUACUGAAGCGAAACUCUCUGAAAAUUGAGGAUCAGUGUCUCUGUGCUCCUCCGGCUCCAACUGUACCAGCAGCAACCCCUCCACCAACAGAGAAUUUAACCCAUGGGGUUAAUUUCAGAAGGCAACCCAGUGUUGUGUACAGAGACGCCAGAAGCAAGGAGCUCCUCUCCCGCCACAAAAGCACACCGAUUCCUAAAGAGGACGCCAACAUACCCCUUGUAACCCCCUCUCUGCUUCAGAUGGUUCGCCUCAGGUCAGUCAGCAUGACUGAAGAUCAAAUGAAAGCUUCAUUUGAGGACAAAUCCACAAAUGAGGGAUCUCCAGUUCCGGAGACUUAUUCCACCUCAACCCAAGGACCUCAAAGCGUUCCUCAAAAGCCCAUUCGCAAGUCUUUAUCACUGAAAUCUUCUCCUCAGAUUGUAAAAACAUCCUCUUUGACAAUGAGCUCUCCGUCAAUGCGUCUACAGGAAGCCAUACGUAUGAAAACUGCAGCUAUGUCUUCAAGAGACGCUCUUCCUUCCAGAAUAGGUGUUCGAUCACCAACCUACAGCUGCAUCGGAGAGCCUCAGUCUCUAAAGUUGGUCGAAGGAUGCGAUGUGCACAAGUCUCCAGCCUCUACCGCCAGUUUUAUCUUCUCCAGGAGCACAAAGAAGGUGGUCAUAGAGACCGCCUCCUACCCAGAGGCCCAGGCAAGCCUGAAGCAAAGCCUGGCGGCCGAGCUCAUGCAGGUAUCUGACCAGGCAAACGCUGCCCGUGCUGCUUGCUCAAAUGGCGGGAUGAAGUUUGACAAAGUUCCUCCACCGGUAGCGAAGAAGCCAGCCUCCGGCAGCAUGAGCCCCUCACAUAAUUCUUACAGCUGCUCAGCAAAGAUACAGCUUGGCUUGGAAGGAAACGGAGCUCAACAUGCGAGCAGAGUGGCGCUGCCUGAGACAACUACGAGAAUCACGGCAGACACAAUUGAAACACUGUUUUGAAGGAGAGAUCAGACACUUGCAAGAUCAAAACUACAAGCAAGUAAAAGGACAACUCAGAAACUUUUGUGUCAUCUUCUCCAAAAGCCUUAGCCUAUAAUGGCCUUCCUCCAUAUUUAUGCAAAAAAGAAAAAUUUGUUCCUCUUUAUGUCUUAAGAGAGCUUUACGGAGUAUUUUUCUAAGCUAUAGUUUAUUUCCUGUUAAGAUCCCCCUCAGGAUGGAGUAUGUACAUCAGCCGGACUGCGUAGAGUAUUUGGCUUGUGUGAGAUCGCCUCCCAGAGGUUGAAUUAGGUAGCAUAAACUGAAACUGGUGAACCAUUUCUCUUCACAAUUGUCAAAGUUCCCCUACAUGUUGUAAUAUAACAUAAUCAUUUUCCUGGGGAUGUCAUCACUUCCUAUCCCUUCCUUGCUUGGACAUCUGUGUGAAGACAUUUCCAAGUUUAAUGUCAGUCCUGCUUUUCACUGUGUGUAAAAGUAUUUAGAAAAAGGGACGCUGCAACGACCUGCUUUGGCAGAUAGGACAGAGGCACUUUUUUUUAUAAAGCAGUAAAUAAAUUCUUAAUGCUUGACAGAAAAAAAAAGCUUUCAGUUAUAGCAACUGCUAAAAUACCAGUUGGAUUCUUCCCUCACACACAAGUAUCCUAUUUAUUUAUGUGGUGGUUUCCACUAGUAGCACUGUAAGUCACCUUUUCCUACAAAAUCUAAAAAAAAAAUCUAAGGCUGUUUCAGCUGAAAAACACCUUUUUAGGGCUGCUAGUCUUACAGCUGGUCCUGGACAAUUGAUACACUGGAACAAACAUGGUGUGAGGUCAAUGUUUUUAAUGCAAUGUUCUGUAUCUGAAGCCCUUUACAACAGAAAAUCCAGCUGGUUGCAGACCAUUCCCCCAGCAGAAUCACAGUGGACUGAAUUUAUGCUUUGUAAUGAGUCAGAAAUCUACUUUUUGGUGAACAUAAAGAAUUAUGUACAGUUAAUACUUCUAUAAAUAAAAUUUAAGUGUAUUGAA
Molecule: messenger RNA, 5903 nt
Organism: Melanotaenia boesemani (Boeseman's rainbowfish)
Lineage: Eukaryota; Metazoa; Chordata; Actinopteri; Atheriniformes; Melanotaeniidae
Gene: nhsl3
Product: KIAA1522 ortholog
Exons: 10
Coding region: 535-4902 (1455 amino acids)
Biological process (GO): cell differentiation
Source: RefSeq, a predicted model, not a curated record